This is a messenger RNA of Anopheles coustani, 2784 nucleotides long. RefSeq lists its product as uncharacterized. Gene Ontology annotation, molecular function: metalloendopeptidase activity. The transcript has 2 exons. Gene Ontology annotation, biological process: peptide metabolic process; proteolysis. The coding region runs from base 134 to 2425 and encodes 763 amino acids. The record is from RefSeq and is a predicted model, not a curated record. Lineage: Eukaryota; Metazoa; Arthropoda; Insecta; Diptera; Culicidae.
UUUGGCCGUCGUGAAGCAAGAGGAAUAUAUAUUUUUACGCAUUUUUGUUGUUGUUGUGUUCGAUAAGAAGCUAUGUGCAGCUGAUUGACGCCAAUAGCGGAAACAUUCGAAACACACGUUAGUUAGUAGCACGAUGGCCACAUUAUUCUGCGGAGUGCGCCUGCUGCUGAACCGGUCGAACUUGUUCGCCAACUCCCGGCGACAUGGAUACAUUGUGCUGGUACCGGAAAUCGGCGAGGAUCUGCCAGAGAAGAACCCGCUGUCGAGUUUACACGGUUUGCCGGAGUUCAACAAUGUUACCAUCGAAAAAUGUGUUGGUGCCAUCGGUCAGCAGGCGAUAGCGGUGGAGAAGAGUGUCCGUACGCUGGAGGAACGGCUAGCGCAGAGCGACGACAUCGAUGGCGUGGUGAAGGACAUCAUUCUGCCGCUCGAGGCGAAAAGUGCACCGCUGGAAACGACGUGGGGCAUCGCGAAGACGCUCUAUCUGGGCAAUAGCUCGCGGAUGCCGACGAAAAGCUACAUGACGAUCCACGAGCGGGCCCGCGGUGCGUGGAGGGCAAAGUUCAACAGCCUACCUAUUUACCGGGCGCUCAAGGGGGCGCUAGAACCCGAGCCGAAACAGUCGCCGGAGGAGGGCGAUAAGAAGCGCCCGGUGUUGGACAGUGAGUUGACCGGCGAGGAGCGCCGUUUGUUGCAGAAGUAUGUGCUGGAGGCAAGGCUGAGCGGGAUCGAGGUGCAAGGGCCGGCGAAGGCCGAACUGAACGAGAUUCUUGAUCGGCUCGCGAAAGAGCGUACCCAGUUUCAGAACAAACGAAACGUGGCGGUUAAGAAAUUCCAGCAGGUCAUACAGGAUCCGGCGAUAAUGAAGGAGUUUCCACCGACGUUGCUGCAAUCGCUGGCAGCCGAUCCCAGCCAGGCUAUGAAGGGACCGUGGAAGAUAACGCUGCAACCGGCGGUGGCACACAGUUUCCUCGAGUACUGCUCCGAUCGAACGCACCGCUGGAACCUCUGGCAAGCGGACACGCGCAAAUGCUCCAUCCACACGGACAAAUCGCUCGAAAAUAGUUCUCAUCUGGAGUCGAUCCGCGCGCUGCGCAAACGGCAGGCGAAGCUGCUCGGCUACGAAAGCUACGUGCACAUGUCGAUGGAGACGAAAAUGGCCGGCUCGAUCGAGGCGGUACGGAACGUGCUGGACGAGCUGCAUCGGUACGCGCGGCCAGCGGCCGACCACGAGCUGACGAUGCUGGAGCGUUUCGCCAACGAGCACGGGUGCCGUACCGCGCUCGACAUCUACGACGUGCCAUACUGGAAGCGGCGACACCUUGCCAGCGUGCACCAGUUCGAUCAGGAGGCGCUGAAGGACUACUUUCCGCUGCCGAAGGUGCUCGGCGGCCUGUUCCAGCUGGCCGAGCACCUGUUUGGGGUGCGCAUCGAGGAGCGGGUGGGCGUGGACGUGUGGCACGAGGACGUCCGAUUCUACGACAUCUACGAAGCGCGCGGUGGCGGCGGAACGAAGGAACCGAUCGCGGGCUUCUAUACCGAUUUCUACUCGCGCGAGGACGAGAAGACGGCCGUGCCGGAGAAUACCGGCUGGAUGGUGGGCAUCGUCAACCGGAGCGUGGCGCUCGAUGCACCCCCGCUCGCCGCCCUGAUUGGCAACUUCCCGGCGCCACUCUACGGUAAACCGUCGCUGCUCACCCUCGACGACGUGCAGAUGCUGUUCAAGCAGUUUGGGCGCGGGCUGCAGCAUCUGCUCACCACCUGCCAGUACAGCGACGUGGCGGGCCUCUCCAACAUCGAGUGGGACGCGGUCGAGGUGUGCGGGCACGUGUUCACGCACUUCCUCCACGACGGCGCCACGCUGCGCUCCAUCUCGUCGCACUACACCAACGACGACCCGCUGCCGGAGGCGUGCGUCGAGGCGAUCCAGCGGCGCCGGACGCACCUGGCCGGCUACCGGCUGUGCCGCGAGCUGUACCACGCCAACCUCGACCUGCAGCUGCACCUCACCAGCGACUACUGGCUGGACGUGAUGCGCUCGCUCUAUCCGGCCUACCAUCAGUUCCCGCUCGACCGCAAGGAUGCGCACGCGUGCUCGCUCCUACCGAUCGUGUCCGGCGACUGGGGUGCCGCCUACUACGGCCACGUCUGGUCGCGCAUGAUCGCCGCCGACGUGUACAGUGCGUUCGCCGAGGCGAAGGAACCGGCCGCCCGGCAGGAGGUGGGCCUCCGGUUCCGCGAUACCUUCCUCUCGCUCGGCGGCGGCUGCCAUCCGGGCGAGGUGUUCCGCCGGUUUCGGGGCCGCGAUCCCUCGCCGACGGCGCUUCUGCAAACGCUCAGCAUUUACAAACAACAGCCACACGGCGGUUCGGGUGCGGGCCCGUCCUCCGUCGGUACCUCCGCCGGCUCCAAACCCGAACCCUAGUGCAAUUCACCCCUCAAAAAAGAACCCCCCCUAGUCGUCGCUCCCCGUUACAACGAAAUUCGCAGUGUAGAAAAAAUCCCCAGCUCUACCCUAAAUUAGCAGUUUGUUUUCCUUUCGGCACGCAUGGCGUUGCGUUUGAAAAUUACGUAGUGUAAAUCCAUCUCGGUAGUGCAUCAUUUUAUUUCUAUUUACCCCAUGUAUAUUGUUUGUUUUGGCCCGAGAAGCGAAAUCUUGCGUGUUUUGUGCAAUCAAGCGAUGCACAAUUGAACCGUUACUUGCUGGAGGAAGAAGAAAAAAAAAUUACUAUAUUAGAACCCGUGUAAAAUAGCGCAUAGAAACGAUUAAAUACAAAUGAUUCA